GUUGCCAUCUAAAUUGAGUCACAAGCUAGGCUAUAUUUUAUAUCAAAUUAAAAACCCAAUCAUUGAUGAUAAACCUCAAGUUCGUUCGUUUGUUGAGCAAUGAGCAGCUACAACAAACAACACACUCCAAUGGCGACCUCUCAGCUCACUGCAUCAACGAUUUCUGCCAAGAACUUGCCACAUCCCUUGAAGGGUUUCGACCUUCAGCUCUUCAGUUGACACUUUCACUCAAAGCUGCUACUGUCUUCGCCCCCAAGCGCACUGCUAUUAAGCCACUGGGUGAUAGAGUACUGGUAAAAAUUAAGGAUGCCGAAGAGAAGACUGUCGGUGGGAUUUUACUGCCUACGACUGCUCAAACAAAGCCUCAAGGAGGUGAGGUGGUUGCUGUUCGAGAAGGGAAGUCAGUUGGGAACAACAAAGUUGAUAUUAGUGUGAAGGGACUGAGGUGGAGUAAAAUGGUUCAAAGCAUCUUAUUCAAAGUAUGCAUUUCUCCUAUAUCCAUUCAUGUUCCACACUGCGUACCCUCUUCCAUCGUUAUUGAUGGAAAUGACUCUGGACAAAUCUAUGUUAGUAGUACACACUUGAAGGGGUUGUAGGUUUGCUAAAUAUUUGCUUUCACUCUGGAUCAGCUAAAAUGUAAAAUCACAUGAUGUUUAACGGGUUUUGUCAAGUUAACUUUAGGAGAGGAUCUUUUCUUGAAGCAAGUGACAAUAAGGAAGAUGCCAACAUGGAAAGAAUUUCCAGAAGGGAUAAUUGAGGCGAACAGUUAUUAGACAUAGUGUUUCUACUUUGAUGUAUUGGGUGAUAUCAUUGAAUUUUUAUAUCAGAUGCUGGAUAACUCUUUCACUCAAGUAAGCUUAUCGGAUCCUCCCCGCUUACUUCUGUAUCUCUUGACUGACAGAAGCUCUAUAUUGGUGAUUUCUAUCUAUAUUAGCAUAUAUAGAUAUUGUAUACCAAAAUUUAUUCCUUUUGCGUUGAGUUUCAUGUUAGGUAAUAGCAAGUUUUAGACUAUAGAUCGAUCUAUGGACCUUAACUCCCAUGUUUAAUGUAUCUGAACAUUGUUAUAUGUUAUAUCUUUUUCUUUUUGUUUAUUUUUUAAAUAGAAAAGUAUAUGAUGACAGCAGAACAUGGUAUGAUCUAAUUGAAGCAACUAAGCAAAGUGCCCUUUAAUGUUGCUUUUGAACUUGAGGAAAACACUUACACUAAUGAUAUUAUUACCUGCAGCUCCUGCUCAGAUGUGAGAGCAACACACUUAUCCAUGUCAUUGUUGCCUGGGAGGCAGAAAGCCUCUGUGAAACUUGAGAAGGAUGAGACCAACAUCCUGACGAAAUCUCAGAUAGAUAUUUCAAUAGCAAGGUUAAGGUCCAUGACUCCACAACAGCAAGGUUAAGCAGCUGCAGUUGCUGCUCGAGCAGUUGAGGAAGCAGAAGCUGAAGAGGCAGCACGAUAGGCAGUGGUUGCAGUAGCAUUUUCAGAAGCUGCAAUGAAAAGGAGAAACAGCCCAAAGGCCAUGGGGAAAGACACUGAUAACACUGAUUGGAAGUGGUAGGAUGCUCUGCUCAUGCCUGAAGAUAUUAUCAGGGUCUUCUCUGUCUUCAUCAAGGGGUUAUCUUCCAUCAACAAUCUUUGCCACAAUCCUUCAAGCCAAGUUUCUGGUAUGGGUUCUCAAAAUCCUUUAAAGUUCCACAACUUCAGAUCUGAUCUUGAAUGGAAAUGAUCAACUGAAUGGAGAAAAGGGUCAGUGUAGCAAUGUCAGAAAGAUACAUUCAGUGCCUCCUAUUCAGUUUAAGAGCUAAGAGUUGCUCUAAACACAGAGAGAUCACCUAGUCCAGAAUUAGGUGAUUCUUGAGUUUCUUCUUGGAUUUUAGAAGAAAAAUAGGAGACAAUGCGGCAGUCGAACCCUUGAUUCAUAUUGGAACUAGAUAGAUAUGUUAGUUUAUGUCUUCUCCAAGAGGUAAAGUAUAAUCUGGUUUUUUUCUCUAUUCUUUUUAUAAGAAGAAGCUAUUAAAUAUUGUUUCA
This is a messenger RNA of Lotus japonicus, 2019 nucleotides long. Its product is annotated as 20 kDa chaperonin, chloroplastic-like. Lineage: Eukaryota; Viridiplantae; Streptophyta; Magnoliopsida; Fabales; Fabaceae. The transcript has 4 exons. Gene Ontology annotation, molecular function: metal ion binding; ATP binding; protein-folding chaperone binding. Gene Ontology annotation, cellular component: mitochondrial matrix; chloroplast. The record is from RefSeq and is a predicted model, not a curated record. The coding region runs from base 66 to 596 and encodes 176 amino acids.